Messenger RNA from Acipenser ruthenus (sterlet), 7375 nucleotides. RefSeq names its product ras GTPase-activating protein nGAP-like. Gene Ontology annotation, biological process: regulation of GTPase activity. NCBI's taxonomy places the organism in Eukaryota, Metazoa, Chordata, Actinopteri, Acipenseriformes, Acipenseridae. The record is from RefSeq and is a predicted model, not a curated record. Bases 131 to 4459 code for a protein of 1442 amino acids. The transcript has 19 exons.
CCACGGGCAGGAAGCACUGACUGGGGACUUCUUAAAACCUUUAGAGUAAAAUAAGAACAACUGACAGCAUUUCAAGUAUGUGAUGUCUGUAAAAUCUAAACACUAAAGAAAUUGGCUUGACAAGAGUAAAAUGGAGAUGAAUUUGAAGAGACUGAAGGAAUAUAAGCGCUCUGUGUCUGACUCUGCACAGGGUCUAGAUGGCUUAGUUAGUUUAAAAGAAUACCAGUGGUGUCAGAGUGGCAAGCAGAGGAUAGAUAAGCAGGCCUACUUGGAUUUUGAAAAGCCUAUUGAUAGCUACAGGUGGAAGACUUGCACAAGAGUAAACAUUAAUGCGCUCAAUCAAAGCAUGUCUGAGAAUCUGAGCCCACAUGAGUUCGACUCUCCUAAGACAGUGGAGCAUCAACGAAAAACAUCAAGUCUCAAUGUCUUGGUGGAGCCUGUCCAAGGGCCACAUUGCUCUUCUGCCAGGCCAACACAGAUCCCUUUUAGCCGCUCUGUGUCUGAGCCUGGUACGAAUGCAGUCACUGAGAAGCCGGCACUGCGACAGGUCUACUCGGACGCAGAGCAGCGACAGCAUUUCUUACAGGGGCUGUUUUCAACUGUGUCCAGCCGAGUUUCAAGGAUUUUGAGCCAUAAGCAAAAGCCUUGCAAGGGAACGCCAAAGGGAGAUAUGAAAGGGCCGCCCACCCACCGACUGUCUUGCGGCCAGUCCCCCUACACCGAGACCACCACAUGGGAGAGGAAGUACUGUAUCCUGACGGACAGCCAGCUGAUACUGCUCAACAAGGAGGAAGAGAUGCCGGUUGAAGUGCUCCAUGAAAGCCAAUCAGACUCCUCCAAGAGGAGAAGCCUGCGGAGGACAGUCAGCGUGCCGUCAGAGGGGCAGUUCCCGGAGUACCAACCUGAGGGUGUUGCAAAGCUGGAGGUGUCUGCUGAAAGGUCCCCCAGAAGGAGAAGUAUUUCGGGACUCGGGAGCUCCGAGAAGAACAGCUCCAUGGAUGGACCCAACUCUUCCCCUUUCAAAGUGCCGGGUUUCUUCAGCAAACGACUUAAGGGUUCAAUUAAGAGGACGAAAAGUCAGUCCAAACUGGAUCGCAACACCAGCUUUCGACUGCCCUCCCUGAGAAACGGCGACAAUGACAGGUCCCGUGGCUUGCCCAAGCUAAAGGAGUCGCGCUCUCAUGAGUCUUUGCUGAGCCCAGGUAGUGCAGUGGAAGCCUUGGAGCUGGGAAUGGAAGACGAUGUGUUUAUCAAACCCCUGCACAGCAGCAUUCUGGGUCAGGAAUUCUGUUUUGAGGUAGCUUAUUCAGGGGGGAGCAAGUGUUUCAGUUGCUCAUCUGCAGCAGAGAGGGACAAGUGGAUGGAGAACCUAAAGAGAACAGUGCAGCCAAACAAGGACAACUGCAGGAGGGCAGAGAAUGUUCUGCGGCUGUGGAUAAUUGAGGCCAAGGACCUCCCUCCCAAGAAGAAGUAUUUCUGUGAGCUGUGCCUGGAUGACGUGCUGUAUGCCCGCACCACCAGCAAGACCAAAGCAGACAACCUCUUCUGGGGUGAGCACUUUGAGUUCUACAGCCUGCCACUGGUACGCAGUAUCACUGUGCACAUCUACAAGGACGUGGACAAGAAGAAGAAGAAGGACAAGAACAACUAUGUGGGGCUGGUGAACAUCCCCAUGGGCAGUGUCACUGGUCGGCAGUUCAUGGAGAAAUGGUACCCGGUUAGCACCCCCACACCCAGCAAGGGCAAGGGGAGCGGACCCUCCAUCCGCAUCAAGUCUCGCUUCCAAACCAUCUCCAUCCUCCCCAUGGAGCAGUACAAGGAGUUUGCAGAGUUCAUAACCAACAACUACACAAUGCUGUGUUCCGUCUUGGAGCCUGUCAUCAGUGUAAAGAACAAAGAGGAGAUGGCAUGUGCACUGGUGCAUAUCCUCCAGAGCACGGGGAGAGCAAGGGAUUUCCUGACAGAAUUGGUGAUGUCGGAGGUGGAUCGUUGUGGUGACCACGAUGUCCUGAUCUUCCGGGAAAACACCCUGGCAACCAAAGCCAUUGAGGAGUACCUGAAGCUGGUUGGGCAGAAAUACCUUCAUGACGCACUGGGAGAGUUCAUCAAGGCGCUGUAUGAGUCAGAUGAGAACUGUGAGGUGGACCCUGGUAAAUGCUCCUUGAAUGAACUGUCUGAACACCAGAGUAACCUCAAAAUGUGCUGUGAACUUGCUUUCUGCAAGAUAAUCAACUCAUACUGUGUUUUUCCUCGUGAGCUGAAAGAGGUAUUUGUAGCCUGGAAGGAAGAGUGUCUCAACCGCGGGAAGCAGGACAUCAGUGAACGUCUCAUCAGUGCCUCCCUGUUCCUGCGCUUCCUGUGUCCUGCCAUCAUGUCACCCAGCCUUUUCAACCUCAUGCAGGAGUACCCAGAUGACCGGACGUCGCGCACACUAACCCUCAUAGCCAAGGUCAUCCAGAACCUAGCCAAUUUCGCCAAAUUUGGCAAUAAGGAGGAGUACAUGGCAUUUAUGAAUGACUUCCUGGAGCACGAGUGGGCUGGGAUGAAGCGAUUCCUCAUGGAAAUCUCGAACCCAGACACGAUAUCCAACACGCCUGGGUUUGAGGGGUACAUAGACCUGGGCCGGGAGCUCUCUGUGCUGCACUCGCUCCUAUGGGAGGUGGUCUCACAGCUUGACAAGGGUGAAAAUUCCUUCCUGCAGGCGACCGUGGCUAAGCUUGGGCCACUCCCACGUAUCCUGGGUGACAUCACCAGGUCUCUGUCUAGUCCGACGCCCAUCCAGCAGCAGUUAAGACGGUUCCAGGAUCAUAGCUCCUCCCAGAAUAUCAGUGGCAGCGUUGCUUCAGGACUGCACAGGAUAUUUGAAGACCCUGGGGACAGUGAUUUACACAAAGUGAAGUCACCUGCACAGGAGCACAUGGACGGAUACUUCCGGGGCAAGCAGUCAUUUCUGGGGCAGCAGUCGUCCACCCAGAGCAUGAGCUACUCUGGCAAGGAAGAGCGGGAAAAACUCCUGCCCAAUGGCCGCAGCGUCUCGCUCAUGGACCUUCAGGAGAGUCACAUGAGCCACAGCGAGAGGGCACCUAUUCACGAGGUGCCAGCCAGGCUCACUGGGAGCCAGCUCUCUAUGGGGGGGCACCCACACCCACACAACCAGCAGCAGCAUCACCACCAAGCUCCUGCCAAACCCCCUCCACAGGAGGCACAGAACAUGCCUCAGAGCGCUCCCCAGAUCCGCCGACCGCUGCACUCCGCACUAAGCCAUCAAGGCAGCCUGCAGCCACUGUCCUUCCAGAACCCUGUCUACCACCUCAGCAACCCCCCUCAGCAAGCAUGCGGGCCAGACUCCAGCUCAGAGAACAUAAGCACGGAGAGCUCACGCAGCCACAGCAACAGUGAGGACUGUGCUGGCGCUGGCAAGCUGAGCGCCCCUUCCAACAGCAGCAUGGAGGACUUCAGCAGGGGCAGCACGCAGAGCGAAGACUGCGUCCCCCGGCGCCACACUGUGCCUGAUCGGCACGCCAUGCCUCCGCCUGUGGCCCUGCCUAGGCAGAACAGUGCUGGUCAAGCCCUGAUUGUGCGCGUGGAGCAGCAGAGUCACAGUGGGAGUGGGGGUGCCAGAACACCUCGAUCACUGCCCCACAGUGCCUCACUGCGCAGCACAAGCAGUGUUACAGGAAUCCCAGUCCCUGUGGAGGCGUCUUUGCACAAUGGAAACCGUUCCAGGCAGCAGUCUACCUCCUCCAGGGAGAGCCCAGUGCCCAAAGCCAGAAUGGUACAUAAACAACAACAACCUCAACAGGUGCAGUCUCCUGUGGAGUCUAUCACAAUGUCUCCAGUGGAGAGGACGGCGGCCUGGGUCCUCAACAACGGGCAAUAUGAGGAUGAGGAGACAGAGCAGGGUCGUGAUGAGAGCAAGCAUGUGGCAAAGUAUGAGCAGGAGAUUGCAAAACUGAAGGAGAAGCUGCGGCUGUCUAGCCAGCGCCUUGAGGAAUAUGAGCUGCGGCUACUGGCCCAGGAGCAGCAGAUGCAGAAGCUGUUGAUGGAGUACAAGGCCCGGUUGGAUGACAGCGAGGAGAGGCUGCGGCGGCAGCAGGAGGAGAAGGACAGUCAGAUGAAGAGCAUCAUCAGCAGGUUGAUGGCAGUGGAAGAGGAGCUGAGAAGAGAUCACGCUGAGAUGCAGGCUGUUAUUGAUUCCAAACAGAAAAUUAUUGACGCACAGGUCAUUAAUGGGGCUGAGGUAACCCAAACAGGAGAAGAGGAUCUCCUCGCUGGAUGUGGCAAACUCGCGGCUCAUGAGCGCAUUGACGCAGGUGAAGGAGCGCUACAGUGUGCAGAACACCCACAAUGGGAUCUCGCCUACCAAUCCCACCAAGCUGUCCAUCACAGAGAAUGGAGAGUUCAAGAACAGCAGCUGCUGACGACAUCGGCACGACACCCAGCACGGGGAAAGCGCUAGCCAAUGGGUCGCUAAUGGACUGAAACCAACCGGUUUACUACUGGUGCUGCUAAAUCAACAGAAAGAAAUAGCCAUUGCGUUUGGUUCCUAUUUACAAAAUAUACAGAUAAGGAAUGUUGCCCUCCAUAUCACUGUAUAUAGCAAUAUCUUGUAUGGGUCUUGUACAGAGAUGUAUUGUAAGAUACUGCCAAGGAAAGAAGGACUCGGGGGAGGGGGGUGGUGUUGAUAUUAUUUGUGUUGUGUCUUAUAAAUAACGUUCCCCAGUGCGUCACACAGAGCAGAUUUAUGCAGAAUUUUACGAGUUUAUUUUUUUGUGUGUGUAAUUUGAAGAUUCACUAGCUAGGAGCUGUACAUAUCGUAAGGGGAAUUUAAACAAAAAAUAAAAUAAAAAAAGCACAUAGGAAAUAAAUAGCAACAUAGUGAUUUAUAGAAUCAGUAUAGGUUGGAGGAAUGUUUUUAAUGAAAGUGUAAGGAUUAAAGGAAGUGUGAUGGCAUUUUGUGCACUUUGGCAAUCACAGUUUUGUUUUUCCUUUUUUAUUCUCUAAAAGAGCUUUCAGUUUAUUUUGAUGAAAUGCAAGUGCUUUUUAACUUUACAAAUCUAAGGCUGCCCAGUUCAUGGCUUCUUCAGAAUUUCUCCCUGGUAUUAUUGUACCCAAAAAUGACUUUAUUUUUUUUCUUUCUGCAGUUGGGUAAAAAUGAUAGUUUUGUUUUUAUUUGCCUUGUUUUCUUGGAAGAGAUAUUUUGAUCUUUGUUAAAAAUCAAGGAAUGCCUCUUAUUGUUCAGUUCAUGGUAAUACGAGUUUUCUGCCUGUUACAAGGUUUUAAGAAGUGUUCUUUACAUGUAGGUGAUUUGCAAUUUGCUUGACCGUUCAGUUAACAAAGUUUCUUUGUCCAGUCAAGCUAAUUUUGAUGAUCAUCCAAUAAUUGCACUGCCAGAUGAAAAAAAAACAACAAAAAACAAACAAGUCAAGUCAAAUGCAAACCCCCCACUACUGACAAGUGCUUCAUAAGGUGUUUUUAUUAAGUUGAGUCACCUUAUUGUCAAGCUGUUCAAAGAUUUGUUUACACUCCAGGAUAAUUGAUGGAAAGAAAGGAAUGGCAUAAACUUGUGCAAGUUCACUGUAUUUAUGUAAACUGUAACUUUGUAUAUCAAAUUAACGGGUAUCAAGGAAUCAUUAAGUUCUUUAUAACAGAAGGGAUAUUUAUAUCAAUAUGUAAGUAUUGACUUUAAAAAUGUUACAUAAACUUAUCUGUAUAUUAGUUACACUAACCCAAAUUAGGGGUCAGAUUCAAAAGACCAUUGUGUCAACUGGAAAAUGUUUGUCUUCAGCAUGUGCUACUGUACAGGUGUAAAGCUUCACGAAACUGGGGCUUUACAAAAACUCAAACCUACAAGGGGUCAAAUAAUAAUUUUAAAUAGUUUAGUUACCAGACUAAAAACAGAGUUACCUUUCUUAUCUGACGGAAACCUCAUUCCAAGGGAACAAAGAAGGAAAGGAAGGAAGGAAGGAAGCUCUCAGUGGAAGAUGUUUUCAAUUAAAUGAAAAAUAUUUAUUGCAUUAGAAAUGCAAUAGUGGUUUCUGUCAUCAAUACCAUAUUAAGAACAUGAACAUGGUAAUACGUUGUAUUACCUCCCAUAAUUAAAGGGACACUAACAACUGUAGGGCGUCUUUUGUAGAAAAAAAGAUGGAUCACUAAAAAGUAAUAGCACAUACUGAAGAAAAACACUUGAGUUCCAGUUAGGAAAUUGAGCCCUGCCUGUGAAAGCCUUAGCUGUAUCUUUGCACUUUGUACCUGUAAGCCUUUGUGCGUUUGAUGGCACCUGUUCACAGAUGUUUAACAUGUAGCAAAAGCAGUUUGGUGUGACUGAAAAAGUCUUCCCAUUGGCUAAAUAAAACUGCAAUCAGGACUUCCUAGGACACAAGGCUGUCAUGCUUAGCAGAAAACAAAAAAUAUAUUGUAAGUAAUAGUAACUUGAUGUGUAAAUGCAUUACACAACAGGCUCUACCAAGCCUAACAAUACACCCAAAGAUUUGUUCAAUAGGGUUACUACAUUUGAUGUAAAUCCUGAUUAAAGAUGACCCUUUCCAUGUAAGUUGCCAUAUCAUUUCAUACCUUUUAUUGCUGGAAUUUAAAUUUGUGUGUGGAAGGCGGUAGAGGGGUUUAAUUUAAUUUUCCUGGUUGAAAAGAGAUGGAGCACACAUACACAAACAGAGGUUAUUGUUGUGUACAAUUUAACAACAUAAUAUAUUGGCUUAAAUAAAGUUUGUUAUUCAAUACAUUUGCAAAUGUGACUGGCAGACAAGUGACAAUAUAUAACAAUGACAGAAAGUCUAAAAAAGUGACCGCUUCCCAAAGCACUGUCAAACAAUGCCUCCAGUACCCCUGUGAUCCAUAUGGUGGUGCUGUUCGACAAGAAAGCCAUUGUUGGGUUUAUUUUACCAACAGAGAGAAACGCCCACACCCCCUGCUGGUUCAAAACAGUUUUGCAACACUUUUAAUGUGAGAUGACUUUUGAAACCUUAAUCUCAGGAAUCCACACUUGGGGAAAUCUGUGUAGUUCUCUUUAUUUUCCUAUUCUUGUCUUCUGUUUUGAAUUGUUUUUCUCUCUGGUGCUUUAAAGGCUCAUAAGUAGCUGCACCAUGUAGCAUUCAGGCUUAUCGACAGUGAAGCUCAAUAAACAGUGUAAUUCUGUGCGUCCCAAGUUACAUCCAGAGCUUAUAGAAAAUAUUUUGAAUGCGAUGAACAAUAUGAAGGAGAUAAGGAAAUGAAGCUCUGAGGUGUUUUUUCAAAGAUGAAUCCCACGAUACACAGAAUAAAUAUUGUAUCUCAAAUGUUUUAAAAAAAAAAAAUUGGAACUAAGACCGAAAUAACGUGGAAUUUCUGCUGACAUGAUUAAAAUUUAAUUUGAGUAAAA